Messenger RNA from Perca flavescens (yellow perch), 1514 nucleotides. It is a transcript of the gene setd9, whose product is annotated as SET domain containing 9. Lineage: Eukaryota; Metazoa; Chordata; Actinopteri; Perciformes; Percidae. The transcript has a single exon. Bases 51 to 938 code for a protein of 295 amino acids. Gene Ontology annotation, molecular function: protein binding. The record is from RefSeq and is a predicted model, not a curated record.
UUUUGGAGCAACUUUAAAGGAAGAGACUCUAAAACUAAGCUUCUUCCUCCAUGUCCGAGCUCUCUCAGACGUCGAUCUGGAUGUUUAGAACUGCUCUAAAAAGAUUUCAGAACAAAUGGAAAUCGUACAGACACCGAUUUGUCCCAUGGGUUGUACUGAACCUGUCUAAAAAUGAGAAAACGCUGCGGCAGGUGACGGAGCGCUCGAAAGACAAACAGGUCCCAGAUGAGGAGGUUUCGCAGAGCCUGCUGCAACUCUUCAGAGUCCUGCUCAGUAAUGGGGCAAAUAAGGGGGGACUCCGAGCAGCUCCAACCCACUUUUUCAGACAGGUAACAAGUGAAGAAUACCAGUGUGGAGGAAAUCCAGUGUGUGGAGAUGAUGCCAUGUUACAGUCUCUUGGAUUCUGUAUUGACCGGAAACCUAGCACUUUGCCCUUUGCAGGAACUGGAGUGUUUGUUACCAAAGGAUUUGUACCCAAAGGAGCUACAGUGGCUAUGUAUCCUGGUACAGUAUAUCAAGACUAUGAGCCAAUUCUCCUCCAGUCCAUCAGAAACCCUUUUUUAUUCAGGUGUAUUGAUGGUGUCUUGGUUGAUGGAAAUGACAAAGGCAUAUCCAAAAUGGUGUUCAAGUCAUGCAGUGGCAGGGACAGAAUAGGGCCUUUCAUGAUGAGUGACACCAGCUGGCUGACAGCCAGUCCACAAAACCCACUUGCUGUUGGUCAGUAUGUGAACAACUGCUCAAAUGAGUUGCCUGCUAACGUGUGCUACCAGGAGUAUGACGUGCCGGACACAUUUCCCAUCGAGCUCCGCCUGUAUCUGCCAAAUGUCAACUACAGCCAUGACACACAGAGGCCUCUACGCUGUGUUGUCCUUGUAUCACUCAGAGACAUUACAGUAGGGGAGGAACUCUUCUCCAACUACUACACCAUUGUGCAUUAGAGACUGUUUUCUUCAGAGUCAGAACUGAAGAAAACAAUACUAGCAUUGUCUGUCUUCCUAAGGGGAAAAAUAAUUGUGUACACUCCGCAUUGCACUGGAAUAAAGGCAAAGAUGUAAUGUAUGAAUUAAUGUAUUCCGGACACAAAACUGCUCUUAUUUGACAGUGUUGACGGGUAUUUUAAAAAAUGUAUAGAAAAAGCCAAGGUUAAUUGGGCCAGGGAAACAGACCUGAGCACAGUGGUGUGUCCAGACCUUUUUGACUGGGGUGGCCCAAGUUGGCCACUGACUUAUGCAGUGUUGGAAUAGCAUUAAUAUACAGUAGGGGAUUUGUUAAUCUUUAACAGGGGAGACAGUUCACCAGUGAGAUGGCUUGUCCCCAGUGGCUAUACUGGUGUUCUACUGGCAACCAACUAAGAAAAGCAGCACCACACAUCCAACAGUUGCCCUCCUGCCAUAUGUAACAUUAUAGGCUACUCUAUAUUAGAAAUGUAUAGAAAAUAAAUGGGAGGUAUCUUUAAAGCGUAGGCUACUUACUUGUGCCUGCCUACACAUAAAUGGCAAGCUUUUCCCAUAAUA